This is a messenger RNA of Folsomia candida, 1372 nucleotides long. Its product is annotated as protein max. The record is from RefSeq and is a predicted model, not a curated record. Gene Ontology annotation, molecular function: DNA-binding transcription factor activity; protein dimerization activity. The coding region runs from base 378 to 992 and encodes 204 amino acids. NCBI's taxonomy places the organism in Eukaryota, Metazoa, Arthropoda, Collembola, Entomobryomorpha, Isotomidae. Gene Ontology annotation, cellular component: RNA polymerase II transcription regulator complex. The transcript has 7 exons. Gene Ontology annotation, biological process: positive regulation of transcription by RNA polymerase II.
UCGGUGUCCCAUUGUGUGUUAGCUGAUGAGCCUGAGCAUACGCUGAUUCAAUUCAACUCGAACCAUUCAAAUAAAAGUAAUCGUACUUCGUCAUCGGUCUUAUUUCUAUUUGUAUUAUUGUAUUUUUGGGGUUUGGUACACGCGUUUAUAAGGUGUCACGUGGCAAAACAUUCAGUAAUUAUUGGGCGAGACUGCUAUUUUGUGUAGUUUUUCUUAGAUUGAAUCCAUCGGCGAUUAUUUUAGUAAGUACAAAGCAGUUAGUCUACCUAAUUUGGAGGUGGCAGAAUCCAACGGUUGCACUAUUGCAGAGGGUUUGUUUGUUAUUCGACGAUUACAUUUGAAGACCUACUAGAGUUAGAAACGGAACAAAGUUCAAAAUGUUGAGCGACGAUGAUCGAGACAUGGAUCUGGACAGCGAUGACGACGAUUUUGGUCUGGGAGACGAUGACAUGGGAUUAGGGGACAAAGGGAAUGGAGCCGGAACUGGAAAACCAAUGACACAGGCCGAGAAACGAGCCCAUCACAACAUGCUGGAAAGAAAACGGCGUGAUCAUAUAAAAGAUUCGUUUGUCAGCCUCCGCGACUCAGUACCUUCCCUCCAGGGUGAAAAGGUAAUAAGCCUUAAAACUAAACAGUCCAGUCGAGCACAGAUAUUGAAGAAAGCCGCAGAAUACAUUCAAUUCAUGAGAAGGAAAAACUCUGCACACCAACACGACAUUGAAGAUUUGAAAAGACAGAAUCACGUUUUGGAGAAUCAGAUUCGAGCUCUAGAACGAGCCCGUGCAAAUGGGGCUCGUCCAAAUGGAGCCAGUCCCACAGAUACCAAAAUGUCUUUGAAAAGCAGUAAAGGUCGAGGUUCAGAGUCAGACAAUUCGGAUGGAGAAUUUAGGAACAUGAGUUCUCCGGAGAGUGCCACUUCUUCCUCCAACACCUCUUCCAACCCCAUGCCCAACGGAAAAAAACAACUCAAAGUUCUCAAUGCGGCCAAGUAGCAUAUAUGGUUGUUAUUAGUUAGGUUUUUUUAGUUUAGAGAGACGUAUAAUCAUAAUUAUAAAUUAAAUGUCUAGAUAUUAAGUACAUAUUGUAGUCAGGAAGAACAUACAGAAGAAGAGGACUAUAAUAUUAUUGACUACAACUGUAAAAGUGCAGCCGUUCCAUUAACCUAUUCAAUUUUUUGUAUGCAUAAAAAACAAGAGAGAUAUAUAUUACACAUACUUGCUUAAACUAUAAAAAUAUUUCAUGCCACUGAUAUGUUAAUAGCCUGCUGAUGUUGACAAAAAAUCACUGAUCUUUACUUGUACUAUGAUUGAUGUAUUAAUUAAUUAACGCUAUAACUAGUUACUGCACAAUAAACGCAAUAAUACUUGUUUUA